AUGGGGGAACCAGCUAAGAGUCCUCCUCCUCCAGAAAUAGAUUGGUUGAUUGACAUUAAAAGGGGGCUCAGUGAACCACCUACAACAUCUUCAAGUUGGAGUAUCUGCAAAGUUCCGAUACCCCUUCGAUUGGUAAAUGAAGAUGCUUACACUCCUCAUAUUGUCUCAAUUGGACCAAUCCACCAUAAAGCCGAAAGGACAUUACCGAUGGAGGAUCACAAAAAGCGGUACCUAAUCUCCUUCUUCCAGCGUACGAAAAACCCUGAAGCUAUUGUCGAUGUUUGUUACAAUGACCUCUUAAAUGUUGAUGAGAAAGUCCGCGCUUGCUAUUUAGAACCAAUCCUGUAUGAUAAACACGAGCUUGCGAAAAUCUUAUUACAUGAUGCUGUGUUUAUGCUUGAGGUUUUCAUGAGAUACGCAACGGGUGAGUACAUGGAAAACGAUCCCAUAUUGACGACUGGUUGGAUAAUGUCGACACUGCAUCGUGACUUGGUGCUUCUGGAGAAUCAGAUUCCCUUCUUUGUUCUAAACUCUAUGUUUACGCUUGCAUCCCCGACUUAUUAUGCUAAUCAUAGUGCAAGAUCUCUCGCUCUUCGAUAUUUGGACUCUUUGUUGGUUAUCGGACAAGCAAUCUUCAAAAAAAGCGGGGAGCAUGACAACCACUUGCUUCACUUGUUGUACAAAUGUUAUCUUCCUCCAGAUACUUUAGGUUCAUCAAUUGUUGCAGAAUGGGACUCCGUUCAUUGUGCAACAUCACUCACACAGGCUGGGGUAGUGUUUCAAAAGAGUACGGACAACGACUUGUUCGACAUACAAUUCCACAACGGCACAUUCAAAAUUCCACCGCUGUCCAUUUAUGAAUCUACUGACUCAAUCUUCAGGAACCUUGUAGCUUUCGAGCAAUGUCAACGGGACAGUACAUAUUAUAUUACAUCAUACAUGAGACUCAUGGAUACACUGAUCGAUACACCAAAUGAUGUCGAGUUACUUCAACGGGAGGGAAUCAUUGUGAAUUAUUUGGGUAAUGGUAAAAAUGUUUCGAAUCUCUUCAACAAUAUGUGCAAGGAAAUAUCUUGGGAUAACUUCUAUUUCGCAGAAUUAUGCUGUGAUGUUAAUGCCUACGCAGAGUCCCCUUGGCAUCAUUAUAUAGCUGCAGCGAGACGUGACUACUUUAAAAAUCCAUGGAGUAUUAUUUCCUUUCUGGCUGCCGUUAUACUCAUUGUUCUUACUCUCUUGCAGACCCUUUAUACUCUACUUUCUUAUUACCAAGGGUGAUCAUACUUGUUCUGGAAUUACUUGUGGUAUGUUCUUGUUGAAAAUCAAAUGUU
Molecule: messenger RNA, 1328 nt
Organism: Tripterygium wilfordii
Lineage: Eukaryota; Viridiplantae; Streptophyta; Magnoliopsida; Celastrales; Celastraceae
Product: UPF0481 protein At3g47200-like
Exons: 1
Coding region: 1-1275 (424 amino acids)
Source: RefSeq, a predicted model, not a curated record